Messenger RNA from Pyrgilauda ruficollis (rufous-necked snowfinch), 906 nucleotides. RefSeq names its product CD3e molecule (gene CD3E). The record is from RefSeq and is a predicted model, not a curated record. Gene Ontology annotation, cellular component: external side of plasma membrane; alpha-beta T cell receptor complex; membrane. Lineage: Eukaryota; Metazoa; Chordata; Aves; Passeriformes; Passeridae. Bases 134 to 676 code for a protein of 180 amino acids. The transcript has 8 exons. Gene Ontology annotation, molecular function: transmembrane signaling receptor activity. Gene Ontology annotation, biological process: positive thymic T cell selection; cell surface receptor signaling pathway.
CACGAAGACAUUUUGAGCCUCUGCACUUCCUGACCUGGGCUGAUUUCACGUGUCUGCGUCUGCCUUGGCUGCUCUGGAAACACCACGCCAGUCUGAUGUGGUGGAGAGGAGCAGCAGGAGGAGGAACACGAGGAUGAGGCUGGAGCAGUGCCUGCCCCUCCUGGGGCUCCUCCUGUGUGCAGUUGGCACCACAGCUCAGCAGGGUGAAGAACUGGAGGGGGAAUUCCUGGUGGAGAUUUCUGGCACCACGGUGACCAUCACGUGUCCCUUGGAGGACGAGGACAUCCGGUGGGACCUGUUUGGGAAAACCCAGGACACCAAGGAGAGGAAGUUCAUUAUAAAGGACCAUGACAGCACUCCUGCCAACCUCAGCUGUUCCUUGGGUAACAAGAAGCAUCAGCUGUACCUGAACGCCAAAGUGUGUGCCACCUGUGAGGAGCUGGAUGCCCUGACUGUGGCAGGGAUCAUCACUGCAGACCUCCUCAUCACCCUGGGCGUGCUGAUCCUGGUCUAUUACUUCAGCAAAGGCAGGAAGGGACGAGCCAGCACUGCUGGGGACAGUCGGCCACGAGGUCAGAAGAUGCAGCGGCCUCCCCCUGUCCCGAACCCGGACUAUGAGCCCAUCCGGAAGGGCCAGCGGGAGGUGUACGCAGGCCUGGCACCCAGGGGCCUCUGAACCUCCUGUGAUGGCAGCCUGGCACCAGCAGCUCUGCGGGAAACGCUUCUGCCCAGCUUGUUCCCAGCUCCCUGCAGCUCUGCUGAGCCUCUGGCAUUUUGGGCUCAGCCAGGUGGCCACAGGACAGGGAUGUGCUGUCCCAGCCCGGGGUGUGCUUGGGUGUGCCAGCCCAGAACAGAAAUGAGAACAUUGGCAAGAGAUUUCCUUCUCAUUAAAGGCCUGCAGCCUCA